This is a messenger RNA of Microplitis mediator, 1530 nucleotides long. RefSeq lists its product as uncharacterized. The record is from RefSeq and is a predicted model, not a curated record. The coding region runs from base 247 to 1530 and encodes 427 amino acids. The transcript has a single exon. Lineage: Eukaryota; Metazoa; Arthropoda; Insecta; Hymenoptera; Braconidae.
UCUAAAGGGAUUGUAAAAUUUUUUGCUACAUUCGCUGAUAUUCGAUGUUUUCCGGGAGUGAUGUGAUAAGUGAUGAUAAUUAAAUAAAAUCUAGAUUAAUAGAAAUUAUUGGUUAGGAAAUUCUGGAUAAAACUUAGUUGGUUAUUAUUGUUAUUAUUUGCAAGAACGUUAUGAAUGGUGACAUCUAUUACUCAACAAAAGAAAUAGUGGAGUAGAGCUGCUGUCGGUAUUAGCGCUACACUUGCUAUGAUGGAGAUAGACGAAUCAAUGGAGACUUCCGCACGCCACACGUGUGUUGUCUGUAAACAAGACAAUUUAAAAAAACCAAAAUACUGCAAAUUAUGUAAUCGACCAGGUCAUCCUUCAUGUAUUUCAAAAAAACAUCGAAAAGAUGCUACGGAAGAGUGGUGUUUCGGUGUAGAAGGAGAUAAUGAAAGUGUGAUGUCAAGUUCCUCAACUGGCUCAACUGACAGCAGAGGAAAGAGAAAACGAAAAGGCUUUGUUGACGACACGGAACUGUGUGAAACCGUUGAAGAGAUGUUAAAUAAACUGGAAGAUGUAGGAUUGGCAAUGGAUGGAUUGAAGACAGAAGUGAAAACAAUCAUAACAAACAUUUUUACAAAUUUCAAGAAGGACCUAUUGACAGAAGUAAGGGAGAUAAUCAAGAAUGAAAUAAAAGGAUUGAAUGUAGAUAAUCAGGAAAGAAAAAUUAAUGACGAUAAAAGAGUUGAUAAUAUCAAUACAUACGCUGAUAAAGUCAUGAAGUCUAGAAAUGAAAUUGUUAUAAUAGAGCCAAGAAAGCAACAGGAUAGUGAAGAAACCUUCCAGGAGGUAAAAAAUAAAGUAAAGGUUGGUAAAUUAGGAGUCGGAGUAGAGUCAGUAAGAAAAAUUCAAUCUGGGAAAGUUGUCAUUGGAUGUGGUCAAAAGAAAGAUGUGGAAAUCUUAGCUAGUGAACUUAAAAAAACUAUGAGUGAAGAAUAUAACAUUAAAGUGACUAAUAAAAAACUACCUAAAGUGAAAAUUAUUGACAUUGAUGAAGAUAUAUUUGAUAUACAAGAGGAACAAGAAAUAAUUGAUAUGAUUAAAGAACAGAAUGAUAUUGCAUAUAGAGAAAAUUUAAAAAUGAGUAUUAAGAAAAGAAUAAAAGGAAAUAAAAAGAAUGGAAUUUUAAUUGUGGAAGUAGAUCCAGUCACACACAAAGUAUUGCUUGAGAAAAAUAAAAUUAAGCUUGGAUGGAAUAGAUGUAGAAUCUUUGACUGUGUAAGUGUACUUAGAUGCUACAAAUGUUGUGGAUAUCACCACUUUGCAAAGGACUGUACGAGAGAGAUUAAAUGUCGAAGAUGUGCGGGAAAUCAUUUGGAGAAAGAGUGUAAGAGUGAUCACAAGAAAUGUGCUAAUUGUACUCGAAUGGUAGAAGAAUAUAAAAUAAAUGGAAUUAAAACGGAUCAUUACGCAAGCGAUACGCUAUGUGAAUAUUAUAAAAGAAUAAUAAAAAAAGCAGAAAAAAAUAUUAACUAUUGUGCUAAUUAG